Molecule: messenger RNA, 3375 nt
Organism: Mycosarcoma maydis (corn smut)
Lineage: Eukaryota; Fungi; Basidiomycota; Ustilaginomycetes; Ustilaginales
Product: putative ATP-dependent RNA helicase MTR4
Exons: 1
Coding region: 1-3375 (1124 amino acids)
Biological process (GO): maturation of 5.8S rRNA; RNA catabolic process
Cellular component (GO): nucleus
Molecular function (GO): RNA helicase activity; RNA binding; ATP binding
Source: RefSeq, a predicted model, not a curated record
AUGGAUCCAGACGGCCUGUUCGACUUUCUCGCUCCUGCAGAGGCUGCACCGAGCCCUGCUGCCUCAUCAGGCUCUUCGCCAUCCAAGAAGCAGAGGAAACGAUCCAAAGCUGCUGCUGCCUCUUCGUCCUCUUCGCAAGAUGUCACCAGCUCGCCUUCCGCUUCGCAGAAUAACGACGCUGCCACGUCAAAUCCACAGAACGCUGAUGCUGCUUCCGACGGUGGCGAGGCAGAAGCAGGCCCCUCGAAACGCCAGAAGCGCAAUACUACCUCGGAUAAGCCAGCUCCCGUCCCUACCGUGGUGACAGACGAGUUCACUGACGAAGCCACCCAAGCCAUCCCCAUCGAGGAUGGCUCUGCUGCUCCCUGCAACUCUGCAGGCGCGAGUGAUGCUGACGGGGCUGCUGCGUCGGCCACAGGCGGCGCUUCUGCCUCAACCGCGAACACCAAUGCUGCCGAAAAAAAUAUGCAUAUCACGCAUUCCGUUCGUCAUCAGGUCGCUCUCCCUCCCGAUUACCCAUACGUACCGCUAUCACAGCAUGUCCCCAACGACCCCCCUGCCAAAGAGUACAAAUUCACCCUCGACCCUUUCCAGCGCAACUCAGUUUCUUGUAUUGAGCGCAACGAGUCGGUCCUCGUCUCGGCGCAUACCUCGGCUGGUAAAACCGUCGUGGCCGAGUACGCCAUCGCUCAAUGCCUCAAGAACGGUCAACGUGUCGUCUACACUUCUCCCAUCAAGGCGCUCUCCAACCAAAAGUUCCGUGAGCUCACCGCCGAGUUUGGCGACGUCGGCCUCAUGACCGGUGAUGUCACCAUCAACCCGUCGGCAUCCUGCCUCGUCAUGACCACCGAAAUUUUGCGUUCCAUGCUCUACCGUGGCUCAGAGAUCAUGCGUGAGGUUGCAUGGGUCGUCUUUGACGAGAUUCACUACAUGCGCGACAAGGAGCGUGGUGUUGUCUGGGAAGAGACCAUCAUCCUGCUACCACGCAAGGUGCGCUACGUCUUUCUCUCGGCCACCAUUCCCAAUGCCAUGCAAUUCGCAGAGUGGAUCGCCCAUACCCAUGCACAGCCGUGUCACGUUGUCUACACCGAUUUCCGUCCCACUCCUCUCCAGCACUACCUCUUUCCUCAAGGAGGCGAAGGCAUCCACCUUGUCGUCGACGAGCGCGGCACAUUCCGCGAGGACAACUUUCAGAAAGCCAUGGGUGCGCUCGCCGACUCCAAGGGCGAAGACGUGGCCGACCCCAACGCGGGAGCUGGAAAGCGUCGCGGUCAGGUCAAAAAGGGUGGCAAUGCAGGCAAAAAGGGUCCCUCGGACAUUUACAAGAUUGUCAAAAUGAUCAUGGUCAAAAACUAUAACCCCGUCAUUGUCUUCGCUUUCUCCAAGCGCGAAUGCGAGGCGCUUGCAUUGCAGAUGAGCAAGCUCGAAUUCAAUACAGAAGACGAGAAAGAGAUGGUCUCGACCGUCUUUUCCAAUGCUAUCAAUGCACUUUCAGAGGAAGAUCGAGGCCUCCCCCAGAUCGAGCACAUUCUUCCGCUCCUUCGUCGCGGCAUCGGCAUUCACCACGGUGGCUUGUUGCCCAUUCUCAAAGAGGUCAUCGAGAUCCUCUUCCAAGAAGGUCUCAUCAAGGUGCUCUUUGCCACCGAAACCUUCUCGAUCGGUCUCAACAUGCCGGCCAAGACGGUCGUUUUCACCGCCGUCAACAAGUGGGACGGCAAAGAGUUCCGCAACCUCACCUCGGGCGAAUUUAUCCAGAUGUCAGGUCGAGCCGGGCGACGUGGACUCGAUGACCGUGGUAUCGUCAUCAUGAUGUUCGACGAAAAGUUGGAACCAAGCGCAGCCAAGACCAUGGUCAAAGGCGAGGCGGAUCGUCUCAAUUCGGCCUUCCACCUGGGCUACAACAUGAUUCUGAACCUCAUGCGCGUCGAAGGUAUCUCGCCAGAGUAUAUGCUGGAGCGGUGCUUCUUCCAGUUCCAGAACGCCGCUUCGGUGCCUGCGCUCGAGGCCGAGCAGAAGGCGGCUGAAGAACAGCGCGACCUGAUCGAGGUGGAGCGCGAAGAAGAGGUGGCCGAAUACUACGACGUCAAGCACCAGCUCGAGACGCUGCGCAAGGAUGUGCAGACCGUCAUCACCCAUCCGUCGUACGUGCUGCCGUUUUUGCAGCCCGGUCGACUGGUGAAUGUGUGCCAUGACGAUCUCGACUUUGGAUGGGGUGCGGUCGUGUCGUAUGAGAAGCGACUGCCGAAUACACCGGGCAAACGCGGGCCUGCUAUCGAUCCCAACGCGCCGCCGCAGAAUCAUUACGUGGUCGAUGUGCUUCUGCACUGCGCCUCGGGUUCCGGCUCAUCGGACAAGAACGCCAAGAACGAUGGCACGAGCAACUUUCGCCCUUGCCCUGCAGGCAGCAAAGGCGAGAUGGUCGUCGUUCCUGUUCUGUUGUCGACGAUCCAGUCGAUUUCGGGCAUUCGCGUCUUCCUCGCCAAAGAUCUGCGUCCGAGUGAACCUCGCGAAACGGUGCGAAAGAACCUCGUCGAAGUGAAACGCCGCUUCCCCAAGGGCGUACCACUUCUGGACCCGAUCAAAGACAUGAAGAUUAAAGACGAGUCGUUUGCGCACCUCGUGGAAAAAAUCAAGAUUCUCGACGACAAGCUUGGCUCGUCACGGCUGCGCAACGAUCCAGAUCUGCCACGACUCUAUGCGGCUUAUUCAAAAAAGCAGGCAGCACAACAAGUCGUUAGCGCGAUCGCCAAGAAAAUCGCCGCUGCGCAUUCCGUCUUGCAGCUGGACGAGUUGAAAUGUCGCAAGCGCGUGCUUCGACGACUUGGCUUCACAACGUCAGACGAUGUCGUGGAGAAGAAGGGCAGGGUCGCAUGCGAGAUCUCGACCGGCGACGAACUUUUGUUGACAGAGAUGAUGUUUAACGGUGUCUUCAAUGACCUUACGCCGCCGCAGUGCGCGGCGCUGUUAUCGUGUUUUGUGUUUGGCGAAAAGUCGACCACGCAAACGCGGCUCAACGAGACGCUCGCCGCACCGCUGCGCAUCAUGCAGGAAACCGCACGUCGAAUCGCCAAGGUCUCGAUCGAAUCGAAACUGGCGCUCGUCGAAGAAGAAUACGUGUCAAGCUUCAAAGUGGAACUCAUGGACCUGGUCAUGCAGUGGUGCAACGGUGCAAAGUUUGCCGAGAUCUGCAAACUCACCGACGUCUUCGAGGGAAGCAUCAUCAGAUGUAUGCGCAGACUCCAAGAGUUGAUCAGACAGCUCGUCCAGGCUGCCAAGGCUAUUGGCAAUGAGGCGCUCGCCGAAAAGUUCGACAAAUCUCUCACCAUGUUGGAGAGGGAGGGAAGCAUCAUCUUUAGUCCAUCGUUGUAUUUGUGA